AUGGUGCAGACAUCUCGUAUUUUAGGAGUGCCAUUGGUAGUGACUGAACAAAACCCAAAUGGUUUAGGUCGCACUGUAUCCGAAUUGGAUGUCAAGCAUGCUGUUGGAGUUUAUCCAAAAACACGAUUUAGUAUGUUGACUCCUGAAGUGUCAUCUGUAAUAGAUGCACUCUGUGGAGGUCAUCUUCAAUGUGUUGUUUUGUUUGGAGUUGAGGCUCAUGUUUGUGUGGAGCAAACUGCUGCUGAACUCACAGCAAGAGGCUUGCAAGUACAUGUGGUGGCAGAUGCUUGCACUUCUCGUUCCCAGGAAGAUCGCCUUUUGGCUUUCCAGAGACUGAAACAGAUUGGGUGUUUCAUCACCACAUCAGAAACUGUAAUAUUCAAGCUUCUUGGAGACAAGGAACAUCCACACUUUGCUGACAUUAGGCCCUUGAUCAAAACAACGUCCCCGAAUACAGGACUUGCUACUUUGUCAAAAAUGUAAAUGAUGUGUAUGCAGUCUAUUGUUUUACGUUUUAUUACCAUUUGGAGCACACUUGAAAAUGAGAAGUGAUCAUAGAAACACAAUCUAUCUUUCAAACUAUUUUAACAUAUAACAUUCCAAAUUUUAAUAGCUUUUGAAGUUACUACUUAAAGCAGAGUAAUUUUGUAUAAAACUAAGAAAUACUACCUUUUAACUGGUUCAUUAAUAAUCCUUUAUGUGCUUUCAAUGUCUGAAUUUCAAUUGAUAUUUAGUUUUGAAAAAGACUGAUCUACUUUUUUACAUUGUGAUAAUGAAACAUACCUGGUGAUUCUCAUGCAUAAUGUUGUUUCCAGGCUAUUGUAUUUCCUUUUAAAGUAAAUUUGUUCAUUCAUUAAGUGAAAGCACUUCACUUGAAGUUGAUGACCUGAAAGUUGAAAGAUGUAACAUCUUAUUAGACGAAACAUUCUUGUUGUGGCAUGCGAGAUGUAUGAUGUAUUCCUGUAAAUAGCCUAAACAGUUUUGUAAUUUGUAUUAUCUUUUACUAUUUAUUGGAAAAUAGUGGAAAUCAAUAUUUUAUAAAUUAUUAAAUGCUAUGUGUAAUACACAAGUGUGUGUGUAUAUUAUGUAUGUAUACACAUUUAUACACACACACACAUAUAUAUAAUGUGUGUGUGUGUGUGUAUGUAUAUAUAUAUAUAUACAUACACAUUUAUACACGUACAAACAGG
Gryllus bimaculatus (two-spotted cricket) is the source of this 1190-nucleotide messenger RNA. The record is from the annotation of a GenBank genome assembly. Lineage: Eukaryota; Metazoa; Arthropoda; Insecta; Orthoptera; Gryllidae.